AUGCUGCUCCUCCUGCACCUGCUGCCUGCCAUGCUGCCCACCGCCGUCCUGGCCGGCUGCACCGGGUCUGGUGCCGAUCGGCAGCUCAUCCUGGACAAGGUGCGGGCUCGGGUGCUGGAGCAUCUGAGCCCCCCGCUUCUCCAGGAGGAGCCCCAGAAGGAAGCGAGGAGGGUGCACCGGAGAGACAUCCUUGAAAACACCAAAGUCGAGCCCACGGAGCUGGAGGACACCUCCCAGGUGAUCCUCUUCCCUUCCACAGACGUGCCCUGCGAGCCCAUGCAGCCGGACAAGCUGCUGGAGGAAGAAGGGAUUUUCACCUACCUCUUCCAGCCCUCGGCACACACCCUGAGCCGCGCUGUGACCUCUGCCCAGCUCUGGUUUUACACCGGCCCCUCGGCCGCCCCCAACCACUCAGCCCCUGACGUGCUGACCCUGUCACCGCAGGGCCGCAUGCCGGUGACGGCCACGGUGGUGCGGACGCCCGAGCACUGGACAGUGUUUCACUUCGCCCCGGCGCUGCUGCCCCAGCUGUCGCAGCCGCUCUUCGUCCUCCUGGUGCGCUGCCCCAGCUGCCCUUGCCUGGCCGAGGGGGACAAGAUGCCCUUCUUGGUGGCCACCACCCGGGCGAAGGGCAGUGAGAGGGCUCGCCGCUCCGCCGUGCCUUGGUCCCCGGCCGCCCUGAGCCUGCUGCAGCGCCCGUCUGAGGACCUGGCUGCCCAUACCAACUGCCGACGAGCUUCCCUCAACAUUUCCUUCGAGGAGCUGGGCUGGGACAAGUGGAUUGUGCAUCCCAGCAGCUUCGUUUUCCACUACUGCCACGGGAGCUGCGCCGAGGGCCACGGGCUGAGCCACCGCCUGGGCGUGCAGCUCUGCUGCACCGCCCUGCCUGGCACCAUGCGCUCCCUGCGCGUCCGCACCACCUCCGACGGCGGGUACUCCUUCAAGUACGAGACGGUGCCCAACAUCCUGGCCCAGGACUGCACCUGCGUCUAG
This is a messenger RNA of Chroicocephalus ridibundus (black-headed gull), 993 nucleotides long. It is a transcript of the gene INHA, whose product is annotated as inhibin subunit alpha. Lineage: Eukaryota; Metazoa; Chordata; Aves; Charadriiformes; Laridae. The record is from RefSeq and is a predicted model, not a curated record. Gene Ontology annotation, molecular function: cytokine activity; growth factor activity. Bases 1 to 993 code for a protein of 330 amino acids. Gene Ontology annotation, cellular component: extracellular region. The transcript is spliced from 2 exons.